CCAGUUGCUGCCGCCGCCGCCGCCUCACCGCCCGCCGCCUCUUGUAACCUGAAGCUGCUGCCGGCCACAUUCCCCUUUCGCCAUGGAGGAUUAUCACAAGCCCGACCAGCAGACGCUGCAGGCCCUGAAGGACACGGCUAAUCGGCUCCGCAUCAGCUCCAUCAGGGCCACCACUGCGGCCGGCUCCGGCCACCCGACAUCAUGUUGCAGUGCUGCAGAAAUCAUGUCUGUGCUGUUUUUUCAUACCAUGAGGUACAAACCACAGGAUCCCAGAAAUCCCAACAACGACCGUUUUGUUCUCUCCAAGGGACACGCAGCACCCAUCUUGUAUGCAGUCUGGGCUGAAGCGGGCUUUAUCCAUGAAUCAGAACUGUUAAACUUGAGAAAAAUAGAUUCUAUUUUGGAAGGCCACCCUGUGCCAAAACAAGCAUUCACAGAUGUAGCUACUGGAUCACUUGGUCAGGGACUGGGUGCUGCGUGUGGCAUGGCCUACACUGGGAAGUACUUUGACAGAGCAAGCUACCGAGUGUAUUGUGUCCUUGGGGAUGGAGAACUCUCCGAAGGCUCUGUUUGGGAGGCCAUGUCCUUUGCUGGUUUCUACAGACUGGAUAAUUUGGUUGCCAUCCUUGAUAUUAACCGACUGGGACAAAGUGACCCUGCUCCUCUGCAACAUCAUGUUGAAAUCUACCAAAAACGCUGUGAAGCCUUUGGCUGGCAUGCUAUCAUUGUGGAUGGGCACAGCGUGGAGGAACUGUGCAAAGCCUUCAGCCAGGCUAAACACCAGCCAACCGCAAUUAUUGCCAAGACUUUCAAAGGCAGAGGAAUAACAGGUAUUGAGGACAAGGAAAGCUGGCAUGGAAAGCCUCUUCCCAAAAACAUGGCUGAGCAAGUAAUUCAGGAGAUUGAUGAGAAAAUCCAGAACAAGAAAAAGCUUUCUCCAGCUCUUCCACAAGAAGACGCCCCAGCUGUUAAUAUCAAAAAUAUUAAGAUGCCGUCUCCACCAAGCUACAAGAUAGGAGAGAAGUUUGCUACCCGCAAAGCAUACGGUCUGGCUGUCGCAAAACUGGGCCACGCCUCUGACCGUGUGGUGGCUUUGGACGGCGAUACCAAAAAUUCUACUUUCUCUGAGUUGUUUAAGAAGGAGCACCCCAGCCGUUUCAUCGAAUGCUACAUUGCUGAACAAAACAUGGUGAGUGUUGCUGUUGGUUGUGCCACCCGUGACAGAAACAUUGUCUUUGCUAGCACCUUUGCCACAUUUUACACGAGGGCAUAUGAUCAGAUCCGUAUGGCGGCCAUUUCUGAGAGCAACAUAAAUCUCUGUGGAUCUCACUGUGGUGUAUCCAUUGGUGAAGAUGGGCCUUCGCAGAUGGGUCUGGAAGAUUUGUGCAUGUUCCGUGCCAUUCCUAAUGCAACUGUAUUUUACCCCAGUGAUGCUGUAGCCACCGAAAAGGCAGUCGAAUUGGCUGCAAAUACCAAGGGCAUCUGUUUCAUAAGGACCAGCCGCCCAGAAAAUACAGUGAUUUAUGGCAGCAAUGAGGACUUCCAUGUUGGACAAGCCAAAGUGGUGUUCAAGAGCAAGGAUGACCAGGUUACAGUUAUUGGAGCAGGAGUGACCCUGCACGAGGCGCUGGCUGCAGCUGAGCAACUGAAGAAAGAGAAAAUUUCCAUCAGAGUGAUAGAUCCAUUUACUAUCAAACCUCUGGAUAAGAAAACUAUACUUGAAAAUGCAAGAGCAACCAAAGGCAGAAUUAUCACUGUGGAAGACCAUUAUUAUGAAGGUGGCAUUGGAGAAGCUGUCUCUGCUGCUGUGGUGGGAGAGCCGGGAAUCACAGUUGCCCGCCUGGCUGUGUCCCACAUACCAAGGAGCGGAAAGCCAGCUGAGCUGCUUAGGAUGUUUGGCAUUGAUAAGGAAGGCAUAAUCCAGGCUGUGAAGAUGGCGGUGUCCAAAUCGAGAAACGCAGAGUAGCUGGCAUUGUAUCCCUACUGUGCCACGCUGGAGAGCAGUGUUUGGGUUUCUUGUUGUUUUCUAAAGGAGUACGGUAACUUUCAAACACAUGCUUAAAACUAUAUGCAGAGAGUUUUAAUGGAAGAGUUCUAAUAAAAGUUUUGGGA
Varanus komodoensis (Komodo dragon) is the source of this 2112-nucleotide messenger RNA. RefSeq names its product transketolase (gene TKT). Gene Ontology annotation, biological process: ribose phosphate biosynthetic process; pentose-phosphate shunt, non-oxidative branch. The transcript is spliced from 14 exons. Lineage: Eukaryota; Metazoa; Chordata; Lepidosauria; Squamata; Varanidae. Gene Ontology annotation, molecular function: transketolase activity; thiamine pyrophosphate binding. The record is from RefSeq and is a predicted model, not a curated record. Gene Ontology annotation, cellular component: endoplasmic reticulum membrane; extracellular exosome. The coding region runs from base 83 to 1966 and encodes 627 amino acids.